ACGAACCGCUUGGUUCCAAUUCUGGACUUGCCCCCUUCCACUCUUUUGUCUCCUCACCGUCCCUCAUCGCUCGCAAGAAAGAUCAAGGCUCCACACGGUAAGUAAAGAGAGGAGAAACAAGAGAAAUAACCCUAGAAGACGAGCCCUAAUGGCGGAUGCGGAUCCGGAUCCGGCUUAUUCUCCGCCGGCCGUGGCUCCUCGACUGUCGCCCCCUGUCUUUGGAUCUGUUGCUUGUGGUCUCUGAUGAAGGUCCAGUUUCAACCGCUAGGGGAUCGGAUCACGGAAUUGAAUGAAUCGCAGUCGGAGUUGUUGCUCAGACUUCAAGGACUGAAACAAGACAUGCAAAACUGGAGGUCAAAGUUGGACACACAAGUUAAGAUAUACAAGGAUGAGCUUUCAGAGCUCAAAAAGGUGCUGAACACUGAACUUGAGCGGCUGAGAUCGGAAUUCACGGAACUGAGGACCACUCUUCAAAUGCAACAAGAUGAUGUCACACUGAACCUCAAAAACUUAGUGAUUCAAGAUGCACCUGAGCGAAUUGAAGAACCAAAAAAUCUCAAGGUGGAGGAUGGCGUGGAGAAACCAGAAGCUCCUUCCUCAGGCAACUCCUAACUCGGUUAAUAAAUAAAUGGUUUUGUUGUAAGUAAUACAGAUGGUGCUUUGUGUAUGACCAGCUGUACCACUGAGGGAUGCUACUAGGAACUUGAGUGAUACAUUGCAUACAGUCACAGACAAAUUUAUUACAAUACAUGUUUUUUAGUAUGGAUUUACAAUGUGAAAGGCCAACAAUUACGUUGGACCUUUUACUAGAUUCAUCUUGGUUGCAUGCGUCUCCCAUUAAGUUCCGAAGCCUCAUUGUAACUACUCUGUAACACCAGCUUUGAAUGGCAGGUAUAAGCAUGUGCCAAUGUAAAUUUUUCAAUCUGUGGAAUUGUUCAUGCAAUGUAUUGAGCAUCUAUCAUGUUAUUUUU
Phoenix dactylifera (date palm) is the source of this 971-nucleotide messenger RNA. Lineage: Eukaryota; Viridiplantae; Streptophyta; Magnoliopsida; Arecales; Arecaceae. The record is from RefSeq and is a predicted model, not a curated record.